GGGCCGGUUUCAAUGGCAGACCGGCCGGGUUUAUCCUGUCCAAUGAUCUGAUCUGUGUGAUCCGACCGGAGGGUUACGCGACGGCCAUAUAACAAGUAGAGAGAGAAACCGUAGGAAAGAGAGAAAUGCUCCGUAGUUCGCAUUAAUAUUCACUCUCAUUUCUGAUAUUCUGGGUCCUUAUACUCAUCAAGAAUUGAAGUUCAUUUCAGCUACUGAAUGUGAUGGUUGAUUCUUGGUUUUAGUUUCUUGUUCACUGCGUCUGGUUUUGUGCUUACAACUGUGUUGCUUUGUUUUUUAUUUUGUUAAUAAAUUUUGGGUUGUGGGUUGUUCAUUACCAUUUUGAUUGAAACCGAUUCAGACUUUGAGAUCAGAACAAAAAGCCCUUUUCUUAAUGACUUAUUGAUGCAAAAAAAGAUUCAUUAUUUCAUCUGCUGUGCGUGUGAAUGAGUAGUUAGUUCCGCGAGUUAGUGCAACAAAUUGUUUGACAAAGAAACAAAUGAAGAAAGUUGUAGUUUUGCUUUCCUGGACUGAUGGCAUUAGUAAUGUCUAGUUCUGCUGCACUAUGGGUUCAUACAAGCACUAUGCUGAAACUGACCUCCUGCUUAUGCUUUGGUGCCUGGCACAUCUCGUGCUAUGCACAACUAGUUUUGGGGUUGGCUAUGGCAUUUCCUCUCCCACCUGAACUUAGAUUAGAAUCAUACAUCUAAUGCAUUUUCCUGCACGUUUUUAUAGUGAAUGGAGAGCAUAUUAUGAUCUGUCAAUGACUGCAAAUGCCCAUUCUUUAUACGGGUCAUAUUGGACAAUGAUGAAAUGCAGAUUGAUUCCAUAAAAGAUGAAAUUAGCACAAAGAAAUUUAGUGAAGUUGAUCUCUUAUGAUUGAUGAUAUGGUAGACACAGAAUCUUCAGGUUCAUGCUAAAGAGGGCCUUCUCCUGUUCUUUUUUAGUUUAGUUCAGUCUUUUAGCAUGUUGGCUCUUCCAUUUUCCUGCUCAUGCCCUUUCUACCUAUUUAUAGCCAUUGGUGACCAAGACCUCUCUUUUCGAGCACCAAGCAGUGUGCAAUUAGUUUUUGGAGAUUUUUAACCUUGUUCCUGGAUUGUUAUUGCAGUUGUCUUCGUUAUUUUACUCCUCAAAGUUACUUAAGGUAGUUUAUUUGACAUCACUAUGACACUAGAACCCCAAAUUAUCUCUGUCUGUUGUCUAUUUUCAACUGCAGGUUACAAGGUCUAGAAGUUGGCUUUCAAUGAAAUCAUUUGCCAUUCAGCGUUACUUGUAGUUCCUGGCUUGCUGGGCCAUGUUGCCUUGUAGCAACUGAAUUUACAGAAGACAGCCUUUUUAUCUCAGUUGCAUGUGUUCAACAAUUUUUGGUAGAUAGUUUAGAGCAGGUUUGUAGUUCAGGGCAUUUAGACAACUCUCCCUUCUCAGAGGAAGAACCAAGACUUAUAUUCCAUAUACAUCUUAACAAAGAGGGAACUAACAUGCUAGCAGCCUCCCAAAUUCGCCCGGUUAUUCACAUCUCUGACAGACGUAGCUCUAUCAAUUUAAGUUGUCCAGCAAAGAUUACUUCCUUGAGCUUCAGGCACCUUAUCCAGAAAGUUUAUUUUUCUGAGGCGGCAAAGACUCGCAGGGUUUUCUCUCCUGUUAAACAAAGCAAGCUUUUUGUUCUGGAUAGAGAAGAUGGUCACCCAAGUGCUUCAGUGUCUGAAGAAGAAGAAGCAACUGAAAUUCCACUACCGAAUAAUGAAUCAAGCACAUUCCUGAGUAAAUGGUCACCUCCUAAGUACUUAUGGAGAGGUUUAUCUGUUCUUGUUUUGACAGGGCAAGUGAUCACUAGGACCAUAAAGGGCAAAAUUCACUGGAAAAACACUCUCCAACAACUAGAGAGAGUUGGGCCUAAAUCAGUUGGUGUCUGUCUCCUGACAUCAGCUUUUGUUGGCAUGGCGUUCACUAUCCAAUUUGUGAGGGAGUUUACCAGAUUAGGACUGAAUAGAUCUGUUGGUGGGGUUUUGGCCCUUGCCUUUUCAAGGGAGCUGAGUCCCGUUGUCACAUCAAUCGUAGUUGCUGGACGGAUUGGAAGUGCCUUUGCUGCAGAAUUAGGCACAAUGCAGGUGUCAGAGCAAACCGACACGUUGAGGGUUCUUGGCGCAAAUCCUGUGGAUUAUCUGGUAACCCCGAGAGUGCUAGCUUCAUGUGUUGCCCUUCCAUUUUUGACUCUGAUGUGUUUUACAGUAGGGAUGGCAUCAAGUGCUCUCCUAGCUGACAGUGUUUAUGGCAUCAGCAUCAACAUAAUCUUGGAUUCUGCUCAAAGAGCUCUUAGAUCAUGGGAUAUAAUUAGUGCAAUGAUAAAGUCGCAGGUCUUUGGCGCAAUAAUAUCAGUUGUGAGCUGUGCAUGGGGUGUUACGACAUUGGGAGGUGCCAAAGGCGUCGGAGAAUCAACUACGUCGGCAGUGGUUGUCUCUCUUGUCGGGAUUUUUAUUGCAGAUUUUGCUCUCUCGUAUUGCUUUUUCCAGGGUGCUGGAGACUCGUUGAAGAAUUGCAUGUAAUAAUUGACUAAACUGAGUCUUUGUAGUCCACAGUACCACCCUUUUUUGCCAGAAUAGAAACUCUAAUCAUCAAAAUAUGCUAUUCAGAAUUGGAAGUCAAUUUCAGCAGACCAAGUUAUCUGUAGCCCUGUUUUUCCGACUCAUUCAGUUCAGCCUUGGAAAUGACCAGUCCAUUAUCAUGGUUUAUCCUGGAAGAUCAUGCUGAGAAGUGGGCAGAGAUAUUAUAAUCACCACCAAAUACAAUCUUCUGACUAUAUAAUUGAGCAGUACACUGGAUUAUGUGCCAAAUACAGGAAAUUCAGCCUAGUCAAGACACCUAAACAUCUGGUUUUCAAAAGAAGGCAAGUGAAAUGGCAUUCACCAUAAAAAAUCGAAAAAGAGGUUAAAUGGAAUUGGGCCAAAAAUGAAACUUACAAUAUAGUAACUUGACCUGCCAACACUAUUAAUUUGGAGAGCUUUGCUGUAAUUGUAUGGAGAAACCAUCAGAGCAUAGCAUGGUGCGAUAGCUGAAUGACCUAGACCAAAUGAAUGCAAGACCUCAUAUUUUAGUAAACUAUGUUCAUAUCCCCACGCGCAAUCUGAGAAUUCUUUUCCAUAAACUGGCAGUGUAUAAGCUGUACAAGCCUUCAGCCUUCAAAGUCUUUACUUCCACAUGGUGAUUUCUAGCCCAUCCAUAACUUCAACACUUUAUCCUUGCCACCAGAUGCUACUUUCUCACCAUCUGGACUCCA
Sesamum indicum (sesame) is the source of this 3271-nucleotide messenger RNA. Its product is annotated as protein TRIGALACTOSYLDIACYLGLYCEROL 1, chloroplastic. Gene Ontology annotation, cellular component: ATP-binding cassette (ABC) transporter complex. NCBI's taxonomy places the organism in Eukaryota, Viridiplantae, Streptophyta, Magnoliopsida, Lamiales, Pedaliaceae. Gene Ontology annotation, biological process: phospholipid transport. The record is from RefSeq and is a predicted model, not a curated record.